Molecule: messenger RNA, 2377 nt
Organism: Solanum verrucosum
Lineage: Eukaryota; Viridiplantae; Streptophyta; Magnoliopsida; Solanales; Solanaceae
Product: probably inactive leucine-rich repeat receptor-like protein kinase At5g48380
Exons: 3
Coding region: 322-2184 (620 amino acids)
Biological process (GO): protein phosphorylation
Molecular function (GO): ATP binding; protein binding; protein kinase activity
Source: RefSeq, a predicted model, not a curated record
GUCGUCGCCUGUCCCCGUUUUAACACUCUUUUUCUUUUUUGCAAUUUCUUUGCAAGUUUUCAGUUUUAGUUCUCACUGUUAGCCUUCUUUUUUUGACCAAAGAAAAACUGUAUCAUCAUCUUUUUGCCCCUUUUCUUCUUUGUAAUUGACCAUCAAGAUCCAGCAUUUGAUAUCCUCAACUGGGUUCCUUACAUUUUGCUUUUUAACUCGGGAGAAAUUGGAUUUGUUCUUGCAAUGGAUUUUUCGGGGUUGCAAACUAGUCUAUAGAGAUCUUAAAUGUUUCAGUCAACUGCUUAAUUAGGACCUUCGAUUGUUGCGGUUAUGACUGGGCCUCUCACCAAGAUGGCUUUGGAUAACAGAGAUCUUACUACCUUUGCUGCUAUUUUGAUCUACUUGGUCUUGAGCUGUGCUGUUUGCUCUGCUGUUCAAAGCGACAUUGACUGUCUGAAAUCUAUAAAAGAUUCAUUUGAAGAUCCAUUGAAAUUCUUGAACACAACAUGGCAGUUCGAUAAUCAGACCGAAGGUUUCAUCUGCAAGUUUGCUGGGAUUCAGUGCUGGCAUCCUGAUGAAACCAGGGUUCUGAGUAUCAGUCUUCCUGACAUGGGUCUCAAGGGCAAGUUUCCACGUGGUCUUGAGAAUUGCACCUCUAUUACAUCAUUAGAUCUUUCGAGCAACAAUCUCCAUGGAAGUAUUCCAACUAAUAUCUCCAAAAUUAUACGUUUUGUGGUAACGCUGGAUCUCUCAUCCAACAAUCUAUCAGGGGAUAUCCCAGUUAAUCUUGCAAACUGCUCUUUUUUGAAUAGCCUUAGACUUGACCACAACCAGUUUACGGGUCAAAUUCCUCCAGAAAUUGCCCUGCUUGGUCGGCUCAAGAAUUUUAAUGUAGCAAACAAUCAAUUGUUCGGACCAGUCCCACGUUUCAUAAAUUCAACUUUUCCUGCAGAGAGCUAUGCCAAUAAUGCCGGACUGUGUGGACCACCAUUACCUCUUUGUAAGGGUAAUGCUAAGCAACCCCAUACUGGAAUCAUUGUUGGUGCAGCUGUUGGUGGGGUGACUUUAGGUGCUGUAUUAUUGACCAUUGGUAUGUUCUUCUAUAUGAGAAAGAUAUCCAGGAAGAGGAAAAAGGAAGAUGAUCCUGAAGGGAAUAAAUGGGCGAAGAGUAUUAAGGGUUCCAAGGCAAUCCAGCUUUCAAUGUUUGAGAAAUCUACUUCAAAAAUGAGAUUAAGUGAUCUCAUGAAGGCCACCAACAACUUCAGCAAGAACAAUAUUAUUGGGUCAGGAAGAACCGGGACAUUCUACAAAGCAGUACUUGAUGAUGGCACUUCACUUAUGGUUAAGAGGUUGCAGAAUACUCAACACUCAGAGAAAGAGUUUACAUCCGAGAUGGCUACGUUGGGAAAUGUAAAGCACUGUAACCUGGUGCCUCUUUUAGGUUUCUGCAUGGCGAAAAAAGAAAGGCUGUUGGUCUACAAAGAUAUGUCAAAUGGCACCUUGUAUGAUAGGUUGCAUUUGGUGAGUGAAGGGGAAAAAACUCUUGAGUGGCCUAUGAGAAUGAAAAUCGCCAUUGGAGCAGCCAAAGGAUUUGCAUGGCUUCACCACAACUGCAAUCCUCGUAUCAUCCACAGAAAUAUUAGUUCUAAAUGCAUCUUGCUGGAUGUGGAAUAUGAACCUAAAAUAUCGGAUUUUGGACUUGCUAGGCUCAUGAAUCCAGUUGACACUCAUUUGAGUACCUUUGUAAAUGGGGAAUUCGGGGACUUUGGUUAUGUUGCACCUGAGUACGCACGAACUCUCAUGGCUACACCAAAAGGUGAUGUGUACAGUUUCGGUGUUGUACUUCUCGAGUUAGUUACAGGUGAGACACCAACUUCUGUCGCCAAAGCUCCCGAGACCUUUAAGGGGAAUUUGGUGGAAUGGAUCACACAACUCUCUGGUGAAUCUAAGCUUCAAGACGCGAUUGACCAUUCUUUGUCUAGUAAAGGUUAUGACAGCGAGAUCUUCCAGGUCCUUAAAGUUGCUUGUCGAUGUGUGUUGCCUGCUGCUCCUAAGGAGAGGCCAACAAUGUUUGAACUGUACCAGCUUCUGAGAGCCAUCGGAGAGCGAUAUCAUUUCACCACUGAUGAUGACAUUAUGAUGCCUGAGAGUGAUAGCGGAUUCCAAAUGGACGAGCUCAUUGUUGCUCAAUAAGUAAACGAGGCCCUUCGAUAAUGGUUGAGUAAGAUACAAUAAUUACUAGAUCAUUUUCUAUCCUGUACAAAUACCACGGUUCACUAUCUAUAUAGAUCAUUCUAUUUCUACUGUAAGUCCCUUAUUCAUAGCUACCCAACUAUGUAAUUUGUGCUUCUUUUUCUGUAUUUUUAAUGGUGAAGAGAUUUCUACA